AGUGUAAUGGGCGCCACAGGCAGUGGCAAGACAACGUUCAUCAACGUCGCAUCUGGCUCGGAUUUGCGAGUUGGUAUGGGGCUCGAGAGCUGUACAAACGAAGUACAGACAUCCCAAUCGUUCAUGCUAGACGGAAAGCGUGUCGUUCUCGUCGAUACGCCUGGCUUUGACGAUACGACGAAGAGCGACACGGACGUGCUGAAGAUGAUAGCUGCUUACCUACAGACUAUCUACGAGCAUGGCACCAGGCUAGCUGGCGUCAUCUACAUGCACCGCAUCUCUGACUUCAGGAUGGGUGGCACGUCCAAGCGCAACUUCAAGAUCUUCCGCGAGCUUUGCGGAGAGAGCUCGCUCAAAAACGUUAUCAUUGUCACCAACAUGUGGUCAGAGGUGAAACGUGAGAUCGGCGAGGCUAGAGAGGCCGAGCUUGCGAGCAAGGACAAAUUCUUCAAGCCCGUACUUGAGAAGGGCGCUCGGAUGCUCCGUCACGAUGGCACCCUCGAGUCCGCACAUACCACCCUUCGUUAUCUCAUCAACAGCCAAGCCGCUACACUCCGAAUUCAGCAGGAAAUCGUCAACGAGCACAAGCCCAUUGAGAAGACCGCUGCGGGCGCUGAGAUCAGGCGCGCCCUCGACGAACAAGCGGAUCACCACAAAGAGGAGAUCCGUAGUCUCAAAGCGGAGAUGGAGGUCGCCAUGCGCGCUAAAGACGAGGAGACGAGGGCCGAGCUUCAGGAAGAGCUCGAGAAGAAGCAGCAGGAAUGCUUGCGUAUCGAGCAAAACGCUCAGCACAUGGCAGCCGAAUUCACAGCCGAGCGCGCACGCCUUGAGGCUCUGAUCCUGCGGAUGGAAGCCGAGCAGCAGAAGCAACUACAGACGCAGGAGGAGGCCGCUGCCGCCAAGAAAGUUGAGGAAGAAACCCAGUCGCGUCUCGUGGAGCUACAAGAAUUGGCCAAGCAUCGCGAGGAGGAACAACGGAAGACGGCGGAGCAAGAAGUCGCACGAGCACGCAAAGAACUGGAGGAGGCGCAUGCAAAGGCAGAACGCGAAGCCGCUGCUGCCAAGGAGGCGCAAGAAUUGGAGCGUGCCAGACUUCUUGAAGAACAGAAGAAACGAGAAGAGGAGCACCGAAGGCAAACGGAGGAAGAACUUGCUCGGCUGAGACAGUUGGUUGCUCAAUCGGAAGAGCAGAGCGCGAGUCUAGCAGAACAAGCGCGUCAAAAAGAAGUAACAGAAAAGAAGAGUCAGCAGCUCGAGGAAGAACUGGCGAAGGCGCGCGAGCGGGCUCGGGAAGCGAAGCUAGACUACGAACGCAGAUUGACUGAUAUUGAGGAGCAAAGUUCACUCGAACGUGGCUUGCCCUUGCCAGGUGUUCUGUUGCCGAAUCUGCCAUUUGUGGUAUGGAAGGCAGCCAUGACGUGGUGGGGAACGACGAAGAUGAAGAAGUAA
Molecule: messenger RNA, 1449 nt
Organism: Suillus discolor
Lineage: Eukaryota; Fungi; Basidiomycota; Agaricomycetes; Boletales; Suillaceae
Product: P-loop containing nucleoside triphosphate hydrolase protein
Exons: 4
Molecular function (GO): GTP binding
Source: RefSeq, a predicted model, not a curated record